Messenger RNA from Camellia sinensis, 2569 nucleotides. RefSeq names its product transducin family protein / WD-40 repeat family protein. Gene Ontology annotation, molecular function: protein binding. The record is from RefSeq and is a predicted model, not a curated record. NCBI's taxonomy places the organism in Eukaryota, Viridiplantae, Streptophyta, Magnoliopsida, Ericales, Theaceae.
UUUUUUUAUUGGACUGGGGAUACUCAAGCAUUUUUCAGAAGUGUAAUAUAUUUUACUAUCAAAUCCAAAUCUACCUAUUGGCACCCAAAAAUUCCUCGUUGGCUACAGGUGGCGUCGACCGGUCUUCCCCGUCUCUGUCUCUCGAUCUGUAACCGCACUUUCGACUCCUCUCUUCUCUGCUCUGCUCUCUGCAGUUUCUUCCAGUUUCCAGUUUCGAAUUUGCCCUCUUAGUUUGUUUCCACUUCUUCUGGGUAGCUCGGCUACGAGUUCAGAUAACUGUUUUUGGGUAUUCUUUGUUACUGCAAUUUAGGGUUCUUUCAUUUCUCCUUAAUAAUUCCACAAAUAUAUUUUUAAUCUCCCAAUCUUUGGUUUUUUGGCCUUUCAAUGGAAUAGACACUUUUGGGUCCUUGAGAUAUUUUUUUUAUGCCAAAAAUUUCACCUUAAAUUAAGGUAUCUUGGUUAUUUUUUCCAGUUGUCAUUUUGAGUUUUGUUGUAUUUGGGUUAAUUUUUCCUAUCUUGUUCUGCUCUUUUUUGCAGUUAUCAUUUUGAGGGGGUCUGGGGCAGAGGGCAUUUGUCAAUUUUGGGUACUUGAGAUGCGGGGUUUUUCUUCCAAAACCUUUUCAUGUUGUUUUUUGGGUAAUUGGUUUCAAUUUUUGUUAUCUAAUCUGUUAUAAUUUCUAUAGUUCUGUGCUUGCGGGAAUCUUUUGGGUGUAAAAGUUACUAUUGAUUCAUUUCUUACUCGCAAAGUUAGGGACUCUUUUGAAUUUUUGGAAUAAUAUUAGGCAGGAGUCGUCCUCCUGGCCAUAUUUGCAGCCAAAGGUCCUGCAUCAAUGGAGAAUAGGCCAACAAUGAUUGGCCCUAAAGGCCUAAUCAAGAAACAUGAAUUUGUAAGGAUUAUUAUUCAAUGUCUUUAUUCUCUGGGUUUUAAAAAGUCAGCGGCUUUGUUGGAAUCGGAGUCUGGUAUUUCAUACAAAUCUGUGGAAUUAGGAUUGCUUGAAUCUCAAAUUCUGAAUGCAAAUUGGGAUACUUGCAUUGACACACUUCAUGGGCUUAAGGAGUUGACGGAUGAAACAAGAGCUUCGGCAUUGUUUCUCGUGUGCAGACAAAGCUUUUUGGAGUAUUUGAUUCGCGGGGAUGAUUCUUCGGCUUUGUCAGUUCUACGCAAACAGAUUUCUGCAUUACAUGUGGGUAGAGAGAAGGUUCACAACCUUGCUUUUGGAGUUCUUUCGCUCAAGGAGAUGGGCUUGGGUAAGGUUGAUGAUGAUGAUGUUGUCAUUGAAUCACGGAAAAAAUUGUUGACUGAAAUGGAAAAAUUGCUUCCACCUCCUAUAACACUUCCGGAUAGGAGAUUGGAUCAUCUGGUUGAAAUGGCUGUUAAUGGCCAAAUAGAUUCAUGUAUGUACCACAACUCGUUUGAUUCAGUAUCACUCUACGAGGACCAUCUAUGUGGUCGAGAUCAGAUUCCUACAGAAACCAUUCAGAUUUUGCAUGACCAUAAGCAUGAAGUUUGGUUCGUCCAGUUUUCCAACAAUGGGGAACACUUGGCCUCAUCAUCAUGUGACUGCUCGGCCAUUAUAUGGAAGGUGCUGCAAGAUGGUAAGAUAACAUUGAAACACACACUACGAAGCCACCAAAACCCAGUGUCCUUUGUAUCAUGGAGCCCUAAUGACACAAUGUUGCUCACGUGUGGAAAUGGGGAAGUCCUCAAACUGUGGGAUGUGGAAACAGGUACUUGCAAGCACACAUUUGGGAAUCCUGGCUUCACGGUUAGCUCAUGUGCUUGGUUCCCUGAUUCAAAGCGACUUGUCUGUGGCAGCUCCGAAGCAGAAAAGGGCAUCUACAUGUGGGACUGUGAAGGUAAUGAGAUUAAGGCAUGGAAAGGGACUAGGAUGCCUAAGAUUUUGGAUCUUGCUGUGACACCAGAUGGACAAAAUCUUAUCAGCGUAUUUUCUGACAAAGAAAUUCGGAUAUUAAAUGUGACAACAAAUGCUGAGCGAGUCAUCUCAGAGGAGCACCCGAUCACAUCCCUUUCCAUAUCAGGGGAUAGUAAAUACCUUAUAGUCAACCUUAACAGCCAGGAGAUCCAUAUGUGGGAUGUUGCUGGGAUAUGGGUGAAACCCUUGAAGUAUGAGGGUCACAAGCAACACAAGUAUGUGAUACGGUCCUGCUUUGGUGGGUUGAAUAGCACAUUUAUUGCCAGCGGCAGUGAGGAUUCACAGGUCUACAUCUGGAACCGGCGAAGUUCUAAUCCAGUUGAGGUCCUUUCUGGCCAUUCAAUGACUGUGAAUUGUGUGAGCUGGAACCCUAAGAGGCCUCAGAUGUUAGCAUCAGCAAGUGAUGAUCAAACAAUUCGUGUAUGGGGACCAAGCCGUUCUAAGAAUAAGAAGACAGCUUGAGAAAACAGGGAAUUGAGAUGUGCUAAAUAUGUGUAUAUAUAUAGCUUUUCUUUCAUUCUAAUUUUAUUGGUUGGUGCAUUUGUAAAUAUGUGGGUUCAAUUUGUUUCGUCUUUCCAAAUUUUGGCACAUAUCUGUCCCUUGUAAAUCUUCAUUUCUUGCCCAUGCUUUUUUCC